AUGUCAAGUCCGUCUCUCCAGAGUGCUAACGUGUGUAUACAAUGUCGAAGAGUAAAGAUGAAGUGCCGUCCAAUGGGACAGGACACGUCUAAAUGUGAACGGUGUACCCGAAAAGCCCUUGACUGUGUUUUCAGGGAGCACCGUCGAGGCCGCAAGCCGGGCACAAAAAUCUCGAAAGUGAAGCAAGUCCCUAGCAUCUCACCACAGUCGAUUCCAAGCCUCGAGAGUCCAGUGGUAGCAGGGGCCCAUGUCCCAGAAACUGAAGAUGAUACGAAUACUCUACAGCCAUCAGGACUACUCAACCACGAGGCUUUAGAGGGGAGGUUCUCCCUCGGCAAUAUUCUCAACGCGGAAGAACCUGUGCAGCGACAUCGAAGCCGCGAUGAGUCACUUGAGGAUCCCAUUGAACUUGGACUGAUCACUCCAUCCCUAGCCAAGUCUCUAUUUGAUAGCUUCAUAACGGUUCUGAAUCCAUACAUCAGCCAAUUAGAUCCCUAUCUCCACACCUUUAGCUACGUCCGCUCCAAGUCAGCAUUUCUCUUGAGCUCCAUGCUGGCCAUGUCAGCAAAGGCCUUCAACCACGUCCUGUAUACUAAACUUUACGACCAUGCUCAAGAUUUGUUUGCCAACGUCUUCCGACGAGGCAGCAAAUCAGUAGAGGUCGUGCAAGCAAUCCUCAUCCUCACCUAUUGGAAAGAGCCGCAGGACACAAGAGUCUGGACAUCUGUCGGCUAUGCGAUUCGCAUAUGUAUGGAUUUGGGAUGGCAUAAACUUUCAGCUUGCUCUCUAGAAGCAUCUACAUUGCGAUCUGAAAUGGAAAGACGAGAGCGACGAAAUGUUGAGAGAACUUGGUAUGUUCUCUUUGUCUAUGAUCGAAGCAUAAGCCUACAGACAGGCAGACCAUGGAUGAUUGACUGCAACGAGUUUAUUGAAUCUAUAGAAGAAUGGUGUGACGAUCCUUUAGCUAUCGAUAAUGACCAGCUUCUCGGGGCCUUCACCACUUUAAGGCUGGUGACCUCGGCUUCCCUUCCACUACUUACAACUAAGUCGCAGCAGAGAUCUCUGUCACAUCACGAGAGUUCACCACUUGUCAGCCUUCUAAGUAGUCGUAUCCAGAGGUGGGAGGACAAGUGGACCACCAAGCUUUCCUUACAGCAAGAGAAGACAUGUCAUGAAUUUUUGAUCCGCUUUUACGGAACGCAUCUACGUCUCCAGAUUCACACGCUACCAUUACAUGGGAUCCUUGUCUCGAGUCAGUCAAACGGUAGCCCGUAUCUUGAUACAAUAUGGAUAUCCUUCAACAGUGGACUGCACAUGUUGCGGCUGAUAUCGCAACAUGCGGAUUAUGUCUCUUUCGCCCAAGACUCCGUUCACGUCAUGACAGCGUAUAGUGCUGCGUUUCUUGCCAGGAUCACAUUUUCGUUUCCCAAUCUCAUCUCGAACGAGCUCGAGGCAGGCUGCAUUGAAGCUGUUGAGAGCGCUGCAAGAGUCUUUUCCAAUCAGACAAGUUGCAUAAGCUCCAGUUGCAGCUUGCAGGCAAGGUUUCUGACCAAGGUUGGCAUGAGGCUUGUCGAAGCCCGUAACAAACGGGUUGCUACUCAAAGUGAUAACACGCAAGAAGAUCUCGUCACAUCAAGGCUGGAUCCAGACCAACAUAGUCUGAGUAAAGGUUCUCAUUCCAUGGCAGCAAGCGAUACAUCUUUACAACAUACAACUGGCCUAGAAGGCCUGGACAUAUCACUAUUAUCACAAGAGAGCCUGGACUUCCCAUUCGAGUGCGAUGAUAUGUGGGCAGAAAUGUUUGGAAUGAACCCUCAGGAUGUUACCUUCUUCCCACAAACAGAUUAA
Molecule: messenger RNA, 1848 nt
Organism: Fusarium mangiferae
Lineage: Eukaryota; Fungi; Ascomycota; Sordariomycetes; Hypocreales; Nectriaceae
Exons: 5
Coding region: 1-1848 (615 amino acids)
Biological process (GO): DNA-templated transcription; regulation of DNA-templated transcription
Cellular component (GO): nucleus
Molecular function (GO): DNA-binding transcription factor activity, RNA polymerase II-specific; zinc ion binding; transcription cis-regulatory region binding
Source: RefSeq, a predicted model, not a curated record